This is a messenger RNA of Olea europaea var. sylvestris, 2265 nucleotides long. Its product is annotated as probable protein phosphatase 2C 60. Bases 891 to 2063 code for a protein of 390 amino acids. The record is from RefSeq and is a predicted model, not a curated record. Gene Ontology annotation, molecular function: protein serine/threonine phosphatase activity; cation binding. Lineage: Eukaryota; Viridiplantae; Streptophyta; Magnoliopsida; Lamiales; Oleaceae. The transcript has 4 exons. Gene Ontology annotation, biological process: protein dephosphorylation.
ACAAUAUUUUCUAUUUUCCUUUCUUCUCUCUCUAGAUUUUCUCUGUCUGCAAUUCAGUGGGGAGCCCAAACCGGUCCACUACUUUGCUGGCUUCAAGCUUUCAAUUCUUUGUUUUUUUUAAUUGAAGUUGGCUCAUUCAAACGCAUCAUAAUUGAUAAUUCUUUUUCAGCCCUGUUUUCCUCGCCCUUAUGUGUGUUUUUUCCUCUUAUAUCGCCUCAUAUCUUCAUCAUCAUUCCCUUCAAUUUGUUUUUUGAUUUGAUGGAUCCACGGAUCUAAACCUCUUUUCCAAAAGGUAAAAUCUUUGAUGCGGGUUUCUUGUUGUUUAAUCUGGGAAGAUUGUACUGUUGAAUUACUUGACUGGAGAGUUUUGAGAUUUUGAGAAAUUGGUUUUUGUUUAUUCGGUUUUUUUUUUCUUUUUUUUUGGGAAUGAACCUUCUAGAAUCUGAACUGGCUGACCAAACCGUUCUACGAAGAAAACGUAACUUUUGACCACUCUUGUUUUAAAUUUUCAAAGCUUCCUGCCCCUUUUCCUCGGUGUUAAACUUUGAACGAACUUUAUUUCAGUCAGAGAUCUGUUUCCAUAUUGGAAGACCUUGAUUCUUGGUAGCCUGCAACAAUUCUGAGCUGAAUUAAACAUAAACUUUGUACCUCUAUAUAUAUACUUCGAUGGAGUUAUUUUGUUGAGCUGUUUCGUUUUGUUCAAGUUCUAAUUUUGGUUGCUUUGUGUUUGUUGUUUUUCCUCAUCUAAAUUUGUACUGCAUAUAGCUUCGCUUUCUUGAGGAAUUGAUAGUUUAAUAAGUGAUUGCAUAUUGAGGUUUAUUUGGGUCUUAGUUACUUUGAGACCUCGAUAGAUGUGCAUAAUUUGGAGGGUGGUUCGGAUGAGAUGAGGUAUGUUAUUGGGUUUAAUGAAAUUUUUGAGGGCCUGUUUUCGGCCAAGGGCGGAUCAAUAUGGUUCCACGGCUUCUGAUGCUGGAGGGCGUCAAGACGGGCUUCUAUGGUACAAGGAUACAGGGCAACAAUUUAAUGGAGAGUUUUCAAUGGCUGUAGUUCAAGCUAAUAAUUUACUCGAGGAUCAGAGCCAACUUGAAUCUGGUUGCUUGAGCUUGCACGAUUCUGGGCCGUAUGGUACUUUUGUGGGGAUUUACGAUGGACAUGGUGGCCCAGAGACUUCUAGAUUCAUUAAUGAACACCUCUUUCGACACCUCAAGACGUUUACUGCAGAGCAUCAGUCUAUGUCAGUGGAGGUAAUACGUAAGGCACUUCAAGCAACAGAAGAUGGUUUUUUCUCAUUUGUCAGCAGACAAUGGUCUUCGAAUCCACAGAUUGCAGCAGUUGGUUCGUGCUGCCUUGUCGGAGUUAUCUGCAAUGGAACACUCUAUAUUGCCAAUCUUGGUGAUUCCCGUGCUGUUUUAGGGAGACUUGUUAAAUCAACAGGGGAAGUAAUAUCUAUUCAGCUCUCUUCAGAACAUAAUGCGAGUAUUGAAUCUGUUAGACAGGAACUGAAAUCUCUGCACCCUGAUGACUCACAAAUUGUUGUUCUAAAGCAUAAUGUGUGGCGUGUGAAGGGCCUUAUACAGAUUUCAAGAUCCAUUGGUGAUGUGUAUUUAAAAAAGACUGAAUUCAACAGGGAGCCAUUAUAUGCAAAGUUCCGACUUCGUGAACCUUUUAAAAGGCCGAUUUUGAGCUCGGAACCAUCAAUUUCUGUGCACCAAUUGCUACCUCACGACCAGUUUAUAAUAUUCGCAUCAGAUGGCCUUUGGGAGCACCUUACCAAUCAAGAUGCAGUUAAUAUAGUUCAAAAUCAUCCAUGCAGUGGAAGUGCUAGGAGAUUGGUGAAAGCAGCAUUGCAAGAAGCAGCAAAGAAGAGGGAGAUGAGGUACUCGGACUUGAAGAAAAUUGACCGUGGCGUUCGAAGGCAUUUCCACGAUGACAUCACAGUUAUCGUGGUUUUUCUCGACUCAAAUCUUGUGAGUCGGGCUAGUUCGAUCAGGACUCCAAACAUAUCUUUCAAAGGGGGUGGCGUCAGUCGGCCUUCUAACACUCUUUCGCCUGGCACUAAUUGAUGCUUCUGUUUCUAAUGUUAUUGCCUCUCAUGUGAAUACAGGUAGAGCUUCUUGAAAGACAAGGGCAGUACUAAAAUUCUUUAUUGUAUACUGUAACUUUUAACUCGAGACCUUAUACUUAGUAUAGUUUCAAUGCCCAAGAAAGAGACUGAAAACAGAAUUUCGUGACAAUCAGUGUAGGUAUGUUGGCUUGUUUUUCCCA